Phycodurus eques (leafy seadragon) is the source of this 3269-nucleotide messenger RNA. RefSeq names its product electrogenic aspartate/glutamate antiporter SLC25A12, mitochondrial-like. Bases 369 to 2318 code for a protein of 649 amino acids. The transcript has 18 exons. The record is from RefSeq and is a predicted model, not a curated record. Lineage: Eukaryota; Metazoa; Chordata; Actinopteri; Syngnathiformes; Syngnathidae. Gene Ontology annotation, biological process: aspartate transmembrane transport; L-glutamate transmembrane transport; malate-aspartate shuttle. Gene Ontology annotation, molecular function: L-glutamate transmembrane transporter activity; L-aspartate transmembrane transporter activity; calcium ion binding.
CUGUAGGUGACGUCAAACCAGCAUGGCGGUCAAGGUGACUUCGGCAUCGUUCCUUUUGCCAUUUUCAACCCCUACUUCUGUCAUUUUUCUUGGUGUUUUGCUCGUUUUCGUGUGUAGGAACAGUCGAGGCGAGUGUGCGCCAGACGAGCCUUGCCUUGUAGCAUCACCGGGCUAGCUGACGCCCGGCGGCCGGCCGGUCGGCGGCUGCUUGCUGGCCUUGAUGACACUUCUUCCCAACAAGCUGGAGGGAGGAUAUAGCUCCGUAAUGCUAACCAGCUGUGCAAUCAACCAAACGUGGCGAUCCAAGUGAGCUCAAAGCCAUCUUCCAGAAGUAUGCCAGUGAAGUGGACAAAGAUGAAGACAGGUUCAUGACCCCAGGAGACUUUGUCCAGAAGUAUCUGGGCCUGCAAACACAGAUCCACCACAACCCCAGAACUGUACAGCUGCUGGCUGCUGUGGCCGACACUACGAAGGACGGGCUCAUCUCAUUCCAGGAGUUUCUUGCCUUUGAGUCAGUGUUGUGUGCACCUGACGCUCUCUUCAUAGUUGCCUUCCAGCUAUUUGACAAGACCGGAACUGGAGACAUUUCCUUUGAGAAUGUACGAGAUAUUUUCAGCCAGACCACAGUGCACCACCAUAUUCCCUUCAACUGGGACUGCGAGUUCAUCCAUCUGCACUUCGGGCACGACCGUAAGAAACGUCUCAACUACCUCGAGUUCACCCAGUUCCUGCAGGAGCUGCAGUUGGAGCACGCUCGGCAGGCCUUUGCCCAGAAGGACAAAGGGAAGAAUGGCGUCAUUUCCGCUUUGGACUUCAGUGACAUUAUGGCCACCAUCAGGCACCACAUGCUCACACCAUUUGUGGAGGAGAACCUUGUCUCAGCAGCAGGAGGCAGCACUUCUCACCUGGUCAGCUUCUCUUACUUCAAUGCAUUCAACUCCCUCCUUAACAACAUGGAGCUGAUUCGCAAGAUCUACAGCACACUGGCCGGCUCGUGGAACGACACACUGGUCACCAAAGAGGAGUUUGUUCAUGCUGCCAACAAGUUUGGUCAAAUCACGCCAAUGGAAAUUGACAUCCUGUACCAGUUAUCAGGCCUGCACUCCCCCUCAGGACGCCUGAAUCUGGCUGACAUUGAGAGAAUAGCUCCGCUAGAAGAAGGAAGUCUUCCAUAUAACCUGGCUGAAACCCAGAAACAGAGUCAGGCUCAAGGGGACAGUUCAAGGCCUGUAUGGCUCCAAGUUGCAGAAUCUGCUUACAGGUUCACUUUGGGCUCUAUUGCUGGAGCCACGGGCGCAACGGCGGUGUACCCAAUUGACUUGGUGAAGACCCGAAUGCAGAACCAAAGGUCCACGGGGUCUUUUGUUGGGGAGCUGAUGUACAAGAACAGCUUUGACUGCGCCAAGAAAGUGCUUCGCUACGAAGGCUUCUUUGGCUUCUACAGAGGUUUGGUUCCCCAGCUUAUUGGCGUGGCGCCUGAGAAGGCCAUCAAACUCACUGUGAAUGACUUCGUACGUGACAAGUUCACCGACAAGGAUAACUCAAUUCCUUUCCUUGCUGAGAUCUUGGCUGGUGGCUGUGCCGGAGGAUCCCAGGUGAUCUUUACUAACCCUCUGGAGAUAGUGAAGAUCCGUUUGCAGGUGGCAGGCGAGAUCACCACCGGGCCUCGAGUUAGCGCAAUCAACGUGGUGCGAGACUUGGGCUUCUUUGGCCUCUACAAGGGAGCUAAGGCCUGUUUCCUGAGGGACAUCCCCUUCUCCGCCAUCUAUUUCCCCGCCUACGCCCACCUCAAGUCCUUGAUGGCUGACGAACAAGGUCGGCUCGGUGCCUUGCAGCUUCUCACUGCUGGAGCCAUUGCAGGUAUCCCUGCAGCAUCGCUCGUGACGCCUGCCGACGUCAUCAAGACUCGUCUGCAAGUGGCCGCCCGGGCGGGUCAGACCACCUACUCCGGAGUCACCGAUUGCUUCAGAAAGAUCAUGCGGGAGGAAGGAUUCCGAGCCCUGUGGAAGGGAGCGGGAGCUCGUAUGUGCCGGUCCUCUCCCCAGUUUGGUGUCACUCUGGUAACCUAUGAACUCUUACAGAGGUGGUUCUACAUUGACUUUGGAGGACAUCGUCCAUCAGGAUCCGAGCCCACGCCCAAGUCUCGCAUCUCGGAGCUACCCCCCAUCAACGCCGAUCACGUCGGAGGCUACAGUCUGGCCGCCGCCACCUUCGCCGGCGUGGAGAACAAAUUCGGCCUACACCUGCCCAAAUUCAAGUCCACGGGCGUUGUGUCUAUUCACCCCCCAGAGCCCGCCGCUUCCACUCAGUCCACUUAGGCAGAGUCUGAGCAUUCAUAUCGCUUCUCUAUCAUCCUUUUCCAGGAGUCGGGCAUGAAGAUAUUCACACCAACAACAAUAAAGAACACAGCCUCAGUUAUAAUGCCCGGGGAGGGGGGUGUAGAUUCAAGAACAAACGGCAGCUUGUGGUUAAAUGUAGUGCGGCCAACCCACCCCCCCCCCCCAGCCAAUCGCGGUGCAGCACCUGGUCGCCGGGAGAACUGCAGCAACUGUGUCAUAUCUUCAGUGGCUGUCCACUCCUAGAAUCUCCAUUGGUCAAUCCAGAAUCCAUACGAAACAGCCUUAAGCACUCCUCUCUCAUGAGUAGCUCUGAUUUUUGUUCGCUUUCUUUUUUUUUUUAUACUCUUUUGUGAGUAAAAGCUGGGGUCAUAGAAACUAAUUAGCUUGUUAGCCGUGUAUUGUGUGUAGGGUUGCAAAGAGGGGGGAUGUUAUGUUUCCGGGAACUUUCCAUGGGAAUUGAAUAUGGCUGAAUCUGGUUGUUUUAAGUCAGGCUUAUGCUGAUAUCAAUGACUUUUUUACAUUUAAUUUCCAUAGUAAGAGCCACCCUUAAAUUUGGUAAAUUUCUGUUAAUUCCCAUGGAAAGUUUUCGACUUAAAAAUUUCUGGAAUUUUGCAACCCAAGUUGUGUGUGGUGUCACUCACAGGAGGAUGAAAUACUGUACAUAUUGUAAAAGUAAUGUUUAGCACAGCGGUUAUGAAAAUGUAACAUGCAGUAUUGUACAUACUGGAAAACUGCUGAGACAACUGUUAAAAGGUGACAUCUAAUGCAUGGUGUGAUUAUUGUCAUGUUACAGCAAGAGGGGAGCAAUGAGAGUCACGCUUACUGGUGUACAAACCUUUGCGUUCAUGAAAUUAAGUAUUCAUGAAGUAUAUGCUUAAAAGUUCAGUCAUUUUAUUGAAAUAAAUAUGUGGUUUUAAUUUUACAAACACA